AUGCCUGAUCGUUUAGAUGGUUUCUAUUACAUUGAUACUAAAGGCUUAGCGUGGGCUAUCGAUAAAGUAGACUUUCACUCUUUCUGCUGGAACAGAUUAAUCACUGCCCUUAAACUGCUCCGAAAAGCUUUGGACAAUGCGACCGAUGCUAAACCUUUGGCUCUCGUACUCCACAGGCUCACGACCGCGGACAGGUGCUCCGAGGAUUUUUCCAAGUUUCUCUUAAUUCGCUUUGGAGAUUCCGAACCCACACCCACAAUGCAACACUUCCAGGGCCUUACGCUUCCAGCAUACUUGAAUCUUAUCUACUCUGUGAACGAGAAACACCUGGGCAAGGUUGAAGAAAAACACCUCCCCAAGGUUGCCAAACACUGCGAGGAAGCCUGCCUACCAUGGAUUAAGAAUGCCGUCAUUGAUUCUGCGACUCGUGCACUCGAAAAUGGUCCAAAAGAACGUUACAUGAAUUUUCAGGAACAGUUGGUCGAUGCUAAAACCGGAUCGCAAAAUCGACCAGAACCAACGUCUGGCACGGUAUCACCGAGCCCUUCAGUCUCCAAGAACUAUGCUCAACAGCAUGAGCUGGCGACAGGGCAAGCACAAAAAAACAGCCAGUUGCAUGCAACGAGUAAUGAUGGAAGGCAAGCGGACUUGGGCAGGAUGACGAAAGAAGCGCAAGUAUCGGAUCCUCAAUUAUUCGAGCCGGAGAAUCGAAGUUGGGAAGCGUCGAACUCGCAAGUUGAGCGCGAUAGGACCAGCCCCCAGCAUUACGAUCCACGGAAUACGAUCUCCGCUCCUUUACCUCUGCAACAGCUCGGCAUCUCCCAGAACCCCAGCGCUGCAGCCUCAACAAUUGAAUAUCUCGAGCCGGUCGAUCAAGUCGACAAAUGGGGGUUCUCAGAUUCACAAGUUCAACUCGGCAGGACUCGUCUUCCGAUCAACAGCCUCAUAAAUACUAUUCCUAUCGAGUAUCAUCCACUACACGACUCUUCAAGGACAGUCCAAGGAAAUACCCUGAACAGUGCUGUUCAUGGGCCACCUACAACUCAGGAUGAAACCUUUCAGGCUGUCAGAAACUUGACAGGAACGGAAGUCAGUGCUUUUUUAGCGGAGGCUCUGAGGCAUUUCCAAAGCCUAGACUUGAUUACGGACAAGACAAUCUGCGACGCCACAAAUUAA
This is a messenger RNA of Cadophora gregata, 1176 nucleotides long. RefSeq lists its product as uncharacterized. Bases 1 to 1176 code for a protein of 391 amino acids. The transcript has 4 exons. The record is from RefSeq and is a predicted model, not a curated record. Lineage: Eukaryota; Fungi; Ascomycota; Leotiomycetes; Helotiales; Ploettnerulaceae.